This is a messenger RNA of Photinus pyralis (common eastern firefly), 714 nucleotides long. RefSeq lists its product as uncharacterized. The record is from RefSeq and is a predicted model, not a curated record. The transcript has a single exon. Gene Ontology annotation, biological process: DNA integration. Gene Ontology annotation, molecular function: nucleic acid binding. Lineage: Eukaryota; Metazoa; Arthropoda; Insecta; Coleoptera; Lampyridae. Bases 1 to 714 code for a protein of 237 amino acids.
AUGCUAGGUAUCAAACACCUUCGUACUACGGCUUACCACCCACAAGCUAAUGGUAAGGUGGAACGCUUGCAUCGAACCCUGAAAGCAGCCAUCAAGUGCUACAGAACAGAGCGUUGGGUAGAAGUGUUACCAAUUAUACUCCUCGGUCUUCGUUCAGCACCUGCAGACGACUCUGGUUUCGCACCUGCCGCCCUCGUCUUUGGCACCGCACUCCGCCUUCCAGGAGAAUUAUUCGCAGGCAGCUCACAACGCACCGAUAGCGACACUACCGAUUUCGCCCAGCAACUUCGAUCACACUUCGAGCAGUUUCGGCCAUUCCAAGCUAGACUACACGGGCAACCCAAAAUCUUCGUCCAUCCGGAGCUACAUUCUUGCUCUCACGUCUUCGUACGAAAAGAAGGCUUAUUAAAAUCGCUCCAACCGUUUUACGAGGGGCCAUUUGCUGUUAUCUCAAGACACGAGAAAUUUUUCCAUGUUGACCAAAACGGCCGCAAGGACAAAGUAUCCAUAGACCGCCUCAAGCCAGCAUUUACUUCUAACAACGACGUGCAGCCUACAUCACCUCAUCAUACACCCACGCCACCUCAUAAACCUUCAGCUCCUCCAGAAUCCCCGGCUGCGCCUCAUCAAACAACGACGACUAAAUCCGGACGACGCAUCAGAUUUCCUGGCAAGUUUGCCAAUUUUCAUACCGCUGCACUGGAGGGGGAGUAG